Messenger RNA from Ipomoea triloba (trilobed morning glory), 894 nucleotides. RefSeq names its product putative cysteine-rich receptor-like protein kinase 9. Bases 1 to 894 code for a protein of 297 amino acids. The record is from RefSeq and is a predicted model, not a curated record. NCBI's taxonomy places the organism in Eukaryota, Viridiplantae, Streptophyta, Magnoliopsida, Solanales, Convolvulaceae. The transcript has a single exon.
AUGAUUGGACGUUUUGUGUUGCGGGGCUACAUGCUCUGCUUCUGCUUGCUCAUCAUCAUCGCCCUAUUCAUCGGAACUAUCUCCGCACCUUACGGAUACUAUUGUCUCAACACUACCUAUACGGCCACCGGCACCUAUGGACAAUUUCUUGAAUCUCUCCUCUCCGAUCUUUCUUCCGAUGGCUAUGGAAAUGGUUUCUACAACUCCAGUGCCGGUGACGACUACGAUGGGUCUGGGAACACCGUGUACGGGCUGUUCAUGUGCCGGGGUGAUGUCUCAAUCACCGAUUGCCAGACUUGUGUAGAUGGAGCUAGCACAGAGAUACUGCGGCUAUGCUGGCCCCCCAACCAAAUGGCUGUUGUUGCCUGGUACGAUUACUGUAUGUUGCGUUACUCCAACAGUUCUAUGUUGGGGAGAGCCGACCAGUCGCCCGUCAUACAUUUUCGUAAUACGCAGAACGACUCUCAGCCGGCUAGCUUCAUGGAUGCUGUCGGAAACACGUUGAAUCAGCUGGCCACUCGCAGUAGCCGAUCACCCAAGAAAUUUGCGACUCUACAAGCUAAGUACACUGCAAAUGAGACAAUCUACAGUCUUGGGCAGUGCACGCCUUACCUUUCCGAUUCCGAUUGUCACAGUUGCCUCACAGCUGCAAUCCAACAACUGUCCCGUUGUUGUUAUUCAUCACUGGGUGCAAGAACUUACUCCACAAGCUGUAAUAUUAGGUAUGAGGUGUAUUCCUUCUACAAUAGCAUCGCCGACCCAGCUCCACCGCCGGCCCCCCUUCCUAUCCGUCCUCCUCCUCCCGUUCCUUUCCGUCCUCCUCCUCCCCCUCCGCCUACCGGUGAAGGUAAACCUUUUCUUGAAAUUGUAAUUGAUGGUAUAUAUGUAAAUUAA